AUGUCGCCGAUCGCCGGCGAGACCAAGAAGCGGACCUGCUACUUCUUCGACUCGGACAUUGGAAACUACCACUACGGCCCGUCGCACCCGAUGAAGCCGCACCGCAUCCGCAUGACGCACUCGCUCGUCAUGAACUACGGCCUGUACAAGAAGAUGGAGAUCUUUCGCGCAAAACCCGCCACACGCAAGGAGAUGGCGCAGUUCCACACGGACGAGUACGUCGACUUUCUCGGGCGCGUCACGCCCGACUUGGUCGAGGCGGCGGCUGAGGGCAGCGGUGGGCCCAAGGUCGCAGGGCUCGCGAGGGAAAUGAGCAGGUUCAACGUCGCCGACGACUGCCCGGUCUUUGACGGCCUCUUUGAGUACUGCUCGAUCUCGGCCGGCGGUUCUAUGGAGGGUGCCGCUCGGCUCUCGCGCGACAAGUGCGACAUCGCGAUCAACUGGGCCGGCGGCCUGCAUCACGCCAAGAAGGCCGAGGCGAGCGGCUUCUGCUACAUCAACGACAUCGUCCUCGGCAUCCUCGAGCUCUUGCGGUACCACCCUCGCGUCCUGUACGUCGACAUCGACGUCCACCACGGCGACGGCGUCGAGGAGGCGUUCUACACGACCGACCGCGUCAUGACGUGCUCGUUCCACAAGUACGGCGAGUUCUUCCCGGGCACGGGCGACCUCAAGGACAUCGGGUACAACAAGGGCCGCAACUACUCGGUCAACGUGCCGCUGCGCGAUGGCAUCAACGACGACAACUACCGCAGCGUGUUUGAGCCCGUCAUCUCGCAGAUCAUGGAGUGGUACCAGCCGUCAGCGGUCGUGCUGCAGUGCGGCGGCGACUCGCUCUCGGGCGACCGUCUCGGCACCCUCAACCUCUCGAUGCGCGGUCACGCCAACUGCGUCCAGUUCAUCAAGUCGUUCGGCCUGCCGCUCCUCAUCCUCGGUGGCGGCGGCUACACGAUCCGCAACGUCGCACGGACCUGGGCGUUCGAGACGGGCCUCGCUGCGGGCAUGGAGCUCGGUACCAACAUCCCGAUGAACGAGUACUACGAGUACUUUGGCCCGACGUACCGCCUCGACGUGCCGCAGAGCAACACCGAGGACAUGAACACGCCCGAGUACCUCGACAAGAUCAAGGCGCAGGUGUUCGAGAACCUGCGGCAGACGGCCGGCGGCGCGGCCCCGAGCGUGCAGACGCAGCGUGAGUCGCUCAAGGCGCGCGCGUCGGUCGCCCUGCUCCUCAUCGAGCAGGCAUACUGA
Molecule: messenger RNA, 1251 nt
Organism: Rhodotorula graminis WP1
Lineage: Eukaryota; Fungi; Basidiomycota; Microbotryomycetes; Sporidiobolales; Sporidiobolaceae
Exons: 10
Coding region: 1-1251 (416 amino acids)
Molecular function (GO): histone deacetylase activity
Source: RefSeq, a predicted model, not a curated record